CUCAUAGAAUGAACGCGCUCUACCUGGCUGCAUUUACACACAACUACUAAAGAAGCAACAAGCUCUAUCUCUUUGCUGUCUUCUUCUUUUUCCCAGCAUUUCAUCACCGUUGGAGGGAAACUCACAAUGACUGGCCAUAAGUGGGGUUAUGGUGAAGAGGAUGGUCCAUCUGCAUGGCACAAAUCUUACCCCAUCGCUCAGGGAACUCGCCAGUCCCCAAUUAACAUCGUACCCGAAGAGGCAGUUUAUGACAGCCGCCUUCCGGCCAUCACAAUCAGCUAUGACAACUGCACUUCUCUGAACAUUUCCAACAACGGGCACUCUGUGGUGGUGGAGUUUGAGGAUAUGGAUGAUAGAUCAGUGAUCCAAGGAGGCCCACUUGAAAAUGCAUACCGUCUCAAACAGUUCCACUUCCACUGGGGAGGAAAAGACUGUGAUGGCUCUGAACACACUGUCAGUGGGAAGACCUACGUGUCUGAGCUACAUCUGGUGCAUUGGAAUGCUGUGCGCUAUCGCACGUUUGGUGAAGCUGCUGCAGCUCCUGAUGGCUUGGCUGUGCUGGGCAUCUUUAUGGAGAAAGGAGAUGGACACCGAGAUCUACACACUAUAACUGAUGCCUUGUAUAUGGUCAAAUUCAAGGGAAGCGUCGCAAAUUUCAAAGGUUUCAACCCAAAGUGCCUCCUACCUUCUAAUCUAAAGUUUUGGACCUACCCCGGCUCUUUGACCACUCCUCCACUGCAUGAAAGUGUCACAUGGAUUGUUCUGGCUGAACCUAUUAGAGUCUCGGAUAAGCAGAUGACAAAGUUCCGGAUGUUGCUCUUUAGCGCUGAAGAGGAGGAACAGAGGAAACGGAUGGAGAACAACUUCCGCCCUCCACAGCCCCUGAAGGGCAGGACGGUCCGUGCCUCCUUUAAGUAGCCCACCAGUCACCAUACUGACACUGAAAUGUUUUAGCAUCAUCUUUCUGCAACUUGGAAGUCUAGACAUUGUUUUUCUUUAACUGCUGAAGUCAGGCACAUUGUGAGACUCAGUAAAAAGAUCAAUCCAACCCCAGUAAGCACUGUUAAAGCACUUAGGAAAAGCAUCACUUGCUGUGUAGGCAUAUAUGUCAUGUUGUAGCCUGCCAAAAAACAUAAAUCAUGUCUUGACAUUGAGCUGAUUAUACAUUAGAUCUGAGCUGAAGAUGCAAAAAUACAACCAGGUGUUAUGUUUA
Molecule: messenger RNA, 1213 nt
Organism: Pangasianodon hypophthalmus (striped catfish)
Lineage: Eukaryota; Metazoa; Chordata; Actinopteri; Siluriformes; Pangasiidae
Gene: ca7
Product: carbonic anhydrase VII
Exons: 7
Coding region: 127-918 (263 amino acids)
Biological process (GO): regulation of intracellular pH
Cellular component (GO): cytoplasm
Molecular function (GO): carbonate dehydratase activity; zinc ion binding
Source: RefSeq, a predicted model, not a curated record